Messenger RNA from Lethenteron reissneri (Far Eastern brook lamprey), 4964 nucleotides. It is a transcript of the gene CTDSPL2, whose product is annotated as CTD small phosphatase like 2. The record is from RefSeq and is a predicted model, not a curated record. Gene Ontology annotation, molecular function: phosphatase activity. NCBI's taxonomy places the organism in Eukaryota, Metazoa, Chordata, Hyperoartia, Petromyzontiformes, Petromyzontidae.
CCCCGCCCCGUCUACCACCCCCCCUCCCCGCACGUCGUUCGUGCGCGGGAAAUGGCGUCUUGAGCGGAGACUGUAAACAUCAUCCCCGGCCGCGCUCGCUGAGCUUCGCCCGCCGCCAGCGCCGCAGCUCGACUUCAGGAAUUCACUGCCAGCCCAAGGCCACCGUGCUCUUAUCUGUGUCUGGGUGGUGAGGCUAUUUCUGGGGGCAUGGUGCUUACAUAGACUUCUUAUAUUUGAUUGUGAUGCAGUCGACCAUGGAUGAUGUUUUUGCAGCUUGGAAGGCUCAGAGCUGCAGCAUGAAGUUGAGAUCACGGAGGGGCUGCUCGCCCAUGGCCCCUCCGGCCGGGGCACGGCAAGCGUCCAACCUCAAGCGGCGGCACACGGAGUGCAAGGACAGUGAGAGCCCCAACAGCGACAGCGGCAACGAACCCACUGGGCUGCUUGCGUCCAUCAAGCGGCUAAUCCGAGGAAGUACACCCAAGACGGAUGAGACUCCAGCUAAGAAGCGCCGUCUACAGGUGGAGCAGGAGGACAUUCUCAUCUCGUCCACACCACAGUUAAACCCAGGCACCGGGCGUGCCGUGCGCACUCGUCGGAGGAGCCAGCUCAACGGAGGUGCCACCCCACCUGCAGGGAAGGUAGCCAAGGUGGCCGAGAAACCUACGGGCAACCCUGAUGUCCUCAGCCCCCCUCGCAGCACUUUCUUGGGGACAAUCUUCUCACCCGUCUUCCACUUCUUCUCAUCGGGGAAAGAUGGCAAGGCGAGCGAGCCAAGCUCGGAUGAGACGCCGGACGACCAGGCCGUUGAGGCGGAAGAGGUGGUUCGGCAGCUUGACCUGGAGCAGCACCCCAUCGAGAUUCCUACCAGCACCAGCACCAUCAGCAGCUGCGUGGCCCCGUGCGGCGGUGGGGCCACGGAUGGUGCCACAACCGAAAAUGUUGGCUGUGAAAGCAACGGCACACCUUCCUACCCAUCCAUCCCCAUGCCACUGGGACCGGAAGUCACAGUUGAGAGUGGCCUGGCUCCAGGUGCCACAAGUCGGGUGCUGAUGCCCCCAGCAGAAAGUGUGUACUCUGAUCCUUCCGCCGUGCAACCUGAAGCCAACUACGAGGAGGACUGGGAUGUGUUUGACCCGUACUAUUUUAUUAAGCACCUGCCACCACUGAGUGAAGACCAGCUGACUCGGAAACCUGCGCUUCCGUUGAAAACGCGCAGCACUCCGGAGUACUCUCUGGUGCUGGACCUUGACGAGACGCUGGUUCACUGCAGCCUGAAUGAACUGGAGGAUGCUGCACUCACUUUCCCCGUCCUCUUCCAGGACGUCAGUUACCAGGUAUAUGUAAGGUUAAGGCCACACUUUCGAGAGUUUCUGGAAAGAAUGUCAAAAAUCUAUGAGGUGAUCCUCUUUACUGCCUCCAAGAAGGUUUACGCGGAUAAACUUUUGAACAUUUUGGAUCCAAAAAAGAAACUUGUAAAACACAGGCUCUUUCGGGAGCACUGUGUAUGUGUGCAAGGCAACUACGUGAAGGACCUCAACAUCUUGGGCAGGGACCUCUCCAAGACCAUCAUUGUUGACAACUCCCCACAGGCCUUUGCAUAUCAGUUAUCAAAUGGGAUCCCAAUUGAGAGCUGGUUUGUCGAUAAAAAUGACAAGGAGCUCCUGAAGCUCAUUCCCUUCCUGGAGACACUGGUGGAAAUGAAGGAAGAUGUGCGUCCACACAUCCACGACCAGUUUCGCCUACAUGACCUUCUGCCGCCGGACUGAUGUGGAUAUGGUGCUGGCGCUGUCACCGUUUACUGGCCUUCCCAGCUCAAUUUCCAGCAUCACGUUCCACAUCAGUGCCAUCGCCUGCAACAUUGUAGUAUGACACCUGAAUAACUCCGGACAUCUUGGAACUUGUUUUUACAACGAGUGUACUACUUCAGACACCACCAGAAAGUUGUUUAAUCUUCCAGUUAGGCCAAAUCAGUUGGCAUAAUGAGGUUUGUUGUUUUUUAUAUGUAAACAUAACAAAUGCUAAAAUGAAAAAAAAAGCUCAAAUUAAUGUAGAAACCUUAUAUUUUCUAUGGUAGCUAUGAAGAAUUUUACAUAUUUAAGAUCUGUUUAUGUAAACGUUUUAUCAAAAUACACCGUUUGUUUUAUUUUAUGUGAAUUAUACAAACCAGCAAAUCUUGUAAAAUAUCCCUUUUUAAAAAUAGUUCAAGUACCUUUUUAAAACUUGGACUAAAAUAGGAGGGUAAAUGUGUAAUGUGUAAAUUGGAAGUUUUUACUUUUAAACAGCAGCGCAAAUUUUAAACUUUGUAUUUUUGUAUUAUUUUAACCUGUUGAUCCCAGUGUAUCUUUGCUGAUGUUUAUAUGCAUAUCCAUAACAUUCGACUGUAUUGCUGGACACGAAUGAAGAAAAGCUAGUCCUAUCUGAACCCAUGUUCAUGUAAAUGGCCAACUUAGUGCAGAUUUUGAUAAGUCAAUAACUUUGUAAAUAGAUGCAUAAUGGUGACCACCAGCCUGCUUUUACUCCAGGCUGUACAAAAAGCUGUGCAGCACCUUUCGUGAUGACUUUUAGUCUUGGCCUAACCCAGGGUAAUAUGGACAGAACUGUGUAACUGCCUAUAAUAGUUUAUAGAUGUUCUUACUGGUGUACGAGUAUAUGUAAUGUACGUCUAACCCCGCUUUCCUGGAUAUAAGCACCCUUACCCGCCCCUCGCUCUCUAUCCUAAAGUCGGUGACAUUCCUGUCUGAUGCUUUGUAAAAUAGCCAAUGUGCAUGCGUGGAACAAGUUGAAGCGUUCAAGGGUGUCCCGUCUUGUCUGCCCAACGUGGCACUUGGGCGAUUUGUAGAGUGAGUGGUGUCUGAUUGCAGAAAGAAUUGUGGGUUAAAUGGGAUCCAUCUCCUACCCCGUGUUGCACACAAUAGGGUUGUGUUUUGGUUUUGAGUUUUAACAUACAGUGGAACUCCAAUUAUCUGUAAUCAAGUGAAGUGAAUUAACAGCAAGCAUAAACCAAUGUCACAUGAUAAUAUAUAAUUUAAUGUCAGUAUUGUGAUUAAUCGGUUCACUUCAUUGAUAAUCGAUAUAACUGUUCCUGGAACAUGUUUCAGUAAUUGUGGUACAUUCGUUUAUGCAGUCGGUAAUCCAUGACAUCAGAAUUCCCUUAAAAAAGCUUUAAAAGAACAAUGUUUUCCCAAAAGUACUGUAAUUGCUACAUUUUGAAUUAGAGGUUAAUAUAAACAAUUGUAGUUGCCAUAUCUAAGUUAUUACAGUACUAUAUUAACUAGCACUUUUAGAAUAUUCUAAUCAGGACUUAAUUUCUUCCUCAAUAUUUUACGGGACACCUUGUUGUUGGCUUCGAGAUGGGAUUAUCAGCGUCGGGCACUAUACCACCCAGAGUACAAGGUACGCAUAUCCACAGUACGAUAUUAUUUUGCCAUAAAUUCUGAUAUGAUCAUGAUUUAGGACAAAAUAAGACGAGAGUUCUGGAUGUUUGCAUAUGCAAAUUAAGCACUGGGUUGAAUUAUCUGAGAUGAAGGAAUGUACAAAAAAUUCUGGUGAAAUUUAUAUAAAAAAGUGACUUAUAAAGGUUCCAUAUUUUCACCUACUUGUAAACGGAAUCUUUCUUCGAUAUGAAAGAAUGUGUUGUGUUAAAGUAAUGUAUAGUCAUUGGCACGCAGAGAUCAAAAUAAUGUACAAGGCUUAUAUAGAUAUGGCACCAUUGUACGUGCCAAUAAUUUAAUUCCAGUAAGGGUCAGGUGCAGACUUAAGAGAUUAAUUUGAUUAAAGGUGCUUGUUAGCCAUUGUUUAGGACAUUUGGUCAUUUUGCAUUCAUGAAUUGUGAACUUUGGUCAUUUUUUCGUGCAGAAUUUUGCCACUUUCAUAAUUCCAAUUGAAUUCAACCUGUGAUAUUGCCCAAUUCACUGCGGAUAAUCUGAGUUCUACUGUAGUAGGUAUGUCUGAAGUUUUAUAGGUUUUAAAAUUGAACAGAAUGACGGGUCAGCUCGGCACAUAAUACAUUUAAUUAAAGAAUGGUAAAUGUUUUGAGAGAUUAAAGAAUGCCUAGUUUUUAAAUACUGUAGUUCCUUUGUAUUUCCAUUUUAUAUGUACAGUAAAUUUAAUUCGCCCUCUAGAAAGGGUAACAGAAGAGAAGAAACAAUAUUGUGUCCUGCAUUUACAGCAAAGUAUUUGAAACUAUUCUGCAAAAGGCAUGGGCAGUACUUCACAUCAGCAUUCACAUUUUCAAAUUUAGCAUUCUCUUACAUACUGUACUGACCAGUAAUUAUGUUAAAAGCAUUGGGGUCUGUUGCAUAUCACUGAUUUGCUUGUUGCAACAGGCAAAACAUUUUCCUUAUUUGGCAGGUGCUCCUGUUGGCACGACAGAUUUAGCAAGUAGAAGUAACGGACACAUUGUUUUUGAUCAGAUACUGUAAAGUAUAUAUUUCCAGCUUAUGUCAAGAAUAGGGUGGUUAAGUUUUGAAUGAAUAACCCAGAAGUGUUGCUAGUUAUUGACAUCGUUUGGUGUCACUGAUUUCAUAUGCCAAUUCGACUUGCGACACUUACAGACGCACACCACCUUUAGCCGACUAUUAGCCGAGCUAUAGGUUUUGCACUGUGUACUGUACAGAUUUUUGCUUGUGCUAUCUUGAAAUGAAAAGGUCCAUUUUAUACACAUGGCUUCCUGUCAAGUUGGAAUUUUAUGUAGUUCUCAUUUGCUUUGCCCGAUGCUUGCAUGAAUGGUUGUUGCUCUUGAAAACGCACUAUUGGCUGGUGUACACAGUUUGUUUUGUUUGGCCACUGAAACAAGUGUUGAAACGAGGGCACCAGCCACGUUUUUAAUUCCAUGCGAUGUAUCAAGCCAUGCGCGUUUACUCCAUUGCCUUUGUUGUAUCUUGCUGCAUGUUUUGUGACUUUGAUUUGUGCUUCGAGAAUUUAAAGUGAAACGAAAAUAUAUUUUUCGUACGAUAUGGUGUCCA